Andrographis paniculata is the source of this 3228-nucleotide messenger RNA. Its product is annotated as chromatin assembly factor 1 subunit FAS1. The transcript has 13 exons. The record is from RefSeq and is a predicted model, not a curated record. Gene Ontology annotation, biological process: nucleosome assembly. Lineage: Eukaryota; Viridiplantae; Streptophyta; Magnoliopsida; Lamiales; Acanthaceae. The coding region runs from base 372 to 2843 and encodes 823 amino acids. Gene Ontology annotation, cellular component: CAF-1 complex; nucleus.
UACUGAAAUGUUGUCCGCCUUUUCGUCGACCCCCGGCGGGAAAACCUUUGAUUUUUCUAUUUCCUCUCGAAACGCCAUUUACUCCCACACAUCAGCAUUCCUCGUAAUUGUCGACCCAAAAAAUAAUUGCAUUCGACGGAAUUGAAGGGACACGGGCUUGGGUGGGUUUGCUUCACAAUUUUCGUUCUCGAAUAGGUUUGGGAGGAAAAGCUUCUGGAUCUGAGGAAGAAGUAUUAUUCGUUUAAUCUCGAGGGUUUUUUGGGUUAUCGUUGUUCGGUUCAUCAUCUAUCGUCGACGGUGGAGAGUCCAACGAUUAGUUGUUGUGGUUUUUAUCUGUGUGCUUUGGAGAGUUAGUUCCCGGCAAUCAAUCAAUGGCGGAAGUUGAACAUAGAAAAAUCGACGUUGCUGCUGAUGAGAAGCCGGCGUCGGUCGGUGGGUCGUAUCAGAAGAAGAGGACGAAUAAGAGGAAGAGUAUGGAAGCGUGUCAGUACGCCCCAACCGCUGAAGAGAAAGAAGCUAAAAUUAAAGCAUUUCGCGAAGAAAUCAACAGUCUCGUUAGGUUUUGUAAUGAGAAAGUGAUGGCAAACAAUGGGGAUUUGGUGGAAAUUGAGAAGGUUGGAAGUUCUGCUUCAUUGAAUGUUGUGAUUGCGUGUCUAAUGGAGGAGAGAAGCCUUCCCCUUUCAAAUCUUGUUGAUGAGAUUUUCGAUGGGCUUAAGAGUAAAUCUGGAAAUGGUGAUUGUGUUAGCAAGGCCAUUGUGAAGAGUUCUGUUCUUAAGAUUGGGCAGAGGUUGUGUUAUGGUAUGACAAGUGCUGAUGCUGACAUAUUGGAGGAUGAGGCUGAGCAUGCGCUUUGGUGUUGGGAGACGAGAGAUUUGAAGUUGAUACCAAAACUAGCACGGCCUGCUCUGAAAGUUCGCCGCACUUGCCGCAAAAAGAUUCAAGAGAGGAUUAUGGCUGUAUGGGCUAUGAUACGCGCACUGGAAAAGUUAGAUAGCUAUCAAGAGUUGAUGAAAGCUUCAGAAAAGCUCAGUAAAGUUUUAAAUGAGGUCGAUAUCCGGUUGCUAAUGGAAAACAUGUCAUGUAAAAAUGGUGCUGAAAUGGCUGAGAAGGAUGCCCAGAGAGGAGGAAUAAUGUUGAUAAAACAAUUGGAAAAAAGCAAAAAGGAAAUGGAGAAAGAGAGGAAAAAGAUGGAUAGAGAACUUCAGAAGGAAAAGUUGCAAAAUGAAAAAGAGCAGAAGCGAUUGCAUGAUGAGGCAGAGAAGGAGAGGAAAAGGCGUGAAAAGGACGAAAAUGAGAUGAUGAAAAAGCUCAAAAAGCAGCAAGAGGAAGCAGAGAGAUGUCAAAAGCGCAAGGACAGGGAAGAAACUGAAUUGCGAAAUCAACUUGCGCUUCAGAAGCAAGCGUCACUCAUGGAUCGCUUCCUUAAAAGGAGCAAAACUAGUCCACCUUCUCAAAAUGAGAGUUCAAUGCUCAACGAUACCUCAUCUGGAUCAUCAACUAGCAAUGUUGAACAAUUCUCCAAAUCAGUUACCCUGUCGAUGGAUUCUGUCUUAGCUCAAGUUGUUGGGAUUGAGGUGGAAGAUAUCUGGAGAUCACACUUGAAUGCUUGGCGCUGCAUUGGGCCUUCCCAUCUGAGCAGGAAGGCUCACUGGAGCAUUCGUCAGAAACCCAAAAUUGAAUUGAUCAAGGAACUUAAACUUACAACGACUAAAGAGUUAACUUCUGAUGAAGACUUGAGCAUAGAGAAGCUUGUGGUUGGAUGGGCUGACUCUAACAAUGAUGGAAGAUUUUCUCAAAUGAAUUCUGACAGUAGUCCUAGUGGUCAGAAGAGACGUCGUUCUAAACAGCUGUUGCAGUUUGACAAGAGCCAUCGGCCUGCAUUUUAUGGAAUUUGGCCCAAGAAAAGUCAAGCUGUCGGCCCCCGUCACCCCUUUGCAAAGGACUUGGAUAUAGAUUAUGAGAUUGACAGCGAUGAGGAGUGGGAAGAGGAGGAACCUGGCGAAAGCUUAUCAGAUUGUGACAAGGAUGAAGAAGAUGAAAAUGUGGAAGAGCUUGUAAAGAAUGAAGAUGAGGAAGAGGAUGAGGAUGAAGAUGGAUUCUUUGUUCCUGAUGGAUAUCUUUCGGAGAAUGAGGGAUUAUCGAAUGAUGAAAUGGAAUGUGAUGAUUUGGAUGAGGAAGUAAGAGGUCAGCCAAGUACUGAACAGACAGUGCAGAGUGAAGAAUUCUGUACCCUUCUCCGGCAACAGAAAUAUCUCAACAGUCUGACCGAGCAUGCCCUCAAGAAGAACAAGCCUCUGAUUAUUUUGAAUCUUAUGCAUGAUAAGACUUCAUUGUUGCCUGUUACUGAGCUUUCUGGUGCAGAAAAGCUUGAAAGGAUGUGCUUGCAAGCUCUUUCUAUGUGUCCAUUGCCUGGUUUCUCAGAUGCAGAAAUCUCAAUUUCGAUAGAUGUGAAAGAGGAUCAAGAAGCUUCCUCCUACAAGUUGGGUACAGCACCACCUGAAACUCCUGCAGCAAUUCUGGAUUCCAACUUACCAACAUUGGUAUCAACCAUCCAGAUUGGCCCUAAUAGUAUCGGGAAUAUAGUGAAGUCACUGCAUACUCAGUUUCCAGCUGUACCAAAGUCCCAUCUAAGGAAGAAAGUGCAUGAAAUAUCUGAGUUUUUGGAUAAUCGUUGGCAGGUCAAGAAAGAAAUUUUAGACAAACUUGGCCUAUCUACAUCACCAGAAAAGAGGUACGGUAAAGUGAAGAGCAUUGCUACAUACUUAAAAAAACGAUGCCUGCCUCCAUCUAGGAAGACCCCACAGCUGUCAAGGGAGCCUGCUGCAUCCCAACAGCAGGAAUAAUUGCCGCCAUAUCCAUCCAGGUAUUUCUAGCUGUAUGUACCUACCAUACCUAAAUCGUUGUCGGCAUUUUGUUUUGGAUGGGUGAUGUUUUUGGCAAUGCCUGGUUUACAUCAGACAGUGCUUUACUUGAGAUAGAUAAAAUGUUUUGGCAAAUGUAUGCUCUGCAACUGAGUUGAAAUCGAAAUCGGAAUUUGAAUUGGUGCUUUGUCCAAAAGAAAAUGAAAGAACAGAAAACUGUGAUGUGAUGUAGUUGGUAUUUUGUAUGACAAUGACUAUGUAAGGAUGAGAGCAUGAAAGCUCAUUUAAAACUUACAAGACUUCCAUUUACAUAUAAAUUACAUUGUUUUGGGGUAUUAUUUGAGUUGAGCUACCCUAUUUAGUUGCA